Messenger RNA from Aspergillus versicolor CBS 583.65, 2127 nucleotides. Its product is annotated as RXT2 domain-containing protein. The coding region runs from base 247 to 1839 and encodes 530 amino acids. The record is from RefSeq and is a predicted model, not a curated record. NCBI's taxonomy places the organism in Eukaryota, Fungi, Ascomycota, Eurotiomycetes, Eurotiales, Aspergillaceae. Gene Ontology annotation, cellular component: Rpd3L complex; cytosol. The transcript is spliced from 4 exons. Gene Ontology annotation, biological process: negative regulation of rDNA heterochromatin formation; negative regulation of silent mating-type cassette heterochromatin formation.
CGCAGCUUUCCCGUUCCGUUAGGCGGAGAGAGGCCGACUGGGAGAACGACGUUGAGGGAGGCUUUAUCUUCUUCUCUACGAUUUGAGCUGGUUUGCUGAGUUGGUUUCGGUUGCAACUAGACCAUCUGCCAAGGCUUUUGAGACUUUAACUUGAACUCGUUUGCAAAUUCCCAAAUAUCGGGGUUUUCUACCUCGGCGCCUACACUCCACUCGUGUUCCAACAUAGCCUUCGUUCAAAACAGAGACAUGGCAGCGCAAGCGGCUCUAAUCGCCGAUACCAUAGUGGGGAUGAAACGGGCCCUUCGCAAUGAAAAUGAUGAUACGGGACCCGAUGAUCCAAUUAUGCAACCGACGAAUAGAGGCAACAAGCUCCAGGCGAAUGCACGAUAUGUGAAAGAGGGCGCUAUGGGAUAUGUACACCCUGAGGAUCUAUAUAAACAGAAAAUUGAACAUGCCGGGUAUACACGAUAUAUUCUUCAACAUAAUCCUGUGCGCUACGACUCGGAAGGCGACGAGCUUGAUGACGACGAUGAAGACUCAGAAGCAGAUGCAGCUGUGGCGGAAGAAAAUCCAUUCUCUGAGAUCGCACUGGAACAUUUUCUAUGCCCAUUGAAGCAUCCAUCCGAACUUCCUUCUCACCCUUCGUUAUCGCAUGCAUAUACUUCCAAGGCUCUUCUACACAUGACACAGGCGAUUGAGACCAAGUUGCGCCAAGAACGGGAUUUGUUAUGGCGGGCUAGGAAUUUACAUCGGCAAUUCCUUGGUGAUGGACGUUGGGCACCGUGUGGCCUAUUCGAGACGCCCGAAGACAGGUUGAUUUUUGAACCCCAAAUAGUUGACACAGAGCACAAUUCCCCUCUAUCAGAAUAUGAGACAAACGGGGUCAAUGUCUCGGAACAAAAUGAACCUAAUAACUCGAGAGACAGUGCCCAAAAUCCACUGUCAUCUGCACCCUCUCCAAAAGAAGUCGAAUCACUACCACAUCAGAUUGACAUACCCGAAGACGCAGCUAACGACGUUGAAAUGGCAGUUGAGCCAGCUGGGGUACCAGAGAAAGAGUCUCGUGUUCUCGAUACCGAUCACGCGAAAGAGCCAAAGUUUGAAGAAGUUGAUACAGUUGUGGGCGACCUUCCGCAGCAUUCAGAAUCUCGAGACGGUGCAGCCAAAUUAAAUGGCGACAAAACAGAUAAAUCACAUGGCGAUCAGGAUUGGAUUCCAGAUACGGAUGGGGCUGUUGACAAAGAGACGAAAGAGGACGAUGGUGCUGACCCAGACCGUCAAAAUAAGGAUGUUAUGGAAGAUGAGGUAGAUGAGGUAGAUGAGGAUAUUGAGAUGGAAAUUGGAUCGUCUCCGGAACCCCCAAGGCGUAUGACGACCAGAGCUCAGACCAACGCAGGCCAACCCCAGCAAGACCCCGAAUCCGAGCAUGCUUCCCCAUCCAUUUCUAGUGAUGCACUCAGUUCACUCCCUACACCUCACCCCUUAUAUCUCGUGCCCGAAUCAGUUCGCCCAGACGUCAAUUUCGGCCUACCUCCCAAUGAGGCCGAGGAUACGCGCCGGCUUCUCUGGUCAUAUGUCCAGAAACAGGAAGAGACGGUGCGCGGUUUCGAGCACAUGCUUGAGACUCUUCUACGAGCUUGCCGGAUGAAAGAGGACGUUUUUGAAUGGUGCAAAGCGGAGGGUCAUGUUGGUGAAUUGAGUGACGGGGAAGAUUGGUAUGACCGUGAGAAGUGGGGUCUUGCUGAAGGGGAGGACCUAAAGAAGGGUGCGGACGAAGACGACAUCGAACCGGUUGAGGAAAGCCGAUCGAAUAAGAGAGGCAGGGGCCGUCGUGCCUAAUAUGGGGUCAUCCGUACUCGGUCUCCGACCCCUUUGCUCUUCUCAUCCAUAUGUGCUGCGUCGUCAUACAUAAAUUUCAUAGCGUGGAGUUGGCGGGUAUUUAACUCUCGGGCCUUGUUUUGGCUAAGACGUGGGUGGCUGUCAUGUCAAAUGGUUUAUACCCUCUCCGGGCCUUCACUCGGAUGGCCUUUAUACAUACCGCUUACAUGUCAGACAUUCGUGGAAAUGACUUAUUCGGCGUUUUUGGGAUAUUUAACAAUAAUAUACGUGAUACUCGUACCAUGCGGC